Ricinus communis (castor bean) is the source of this 1634-nucleotide messenger RNA. RefSeq names its product manganese-dependent ADP-ribose/CDP-alcohol diphosphatase. The transcript has 2 exons. Gene Ontology annotation, molecular function: ADP-ribose diphosphatase activity; manganese ion binding; CDP-glycerol diphosphatase activity. Lineage: Eukaryota; Viridiplantae; Streptophyta; Magnoliopsida; Malpighiales; Euphorbiaceae. The coding region runs from base 272 to 1234 and encodes 320 amino acids. The record is from RefSeq and is a predicted model, not a curated record.
CAAAUAUUAAAUGUUCAUAGCUCAGUAAUUGAGCUCGAUAAUCAAAAUACUUGGCGCAAUUACGUGUCAAAUUGGAACAGCCAAAAGCUCUGAAGGUAAACUCGUAGAUAGCCUGCAAUAAGCAGUGAUCAAUUUACUACACCAAUCGUGUACAGAAGAACAAUUUAACCAGAAUUAUAAUUCUUUAUUCGGGUCUCGCUUCUCCACCAGAAUUCAACGAAUCUUCACCUAAUUUCCUUCAAGCACGAUUGAUAUUUAUGCUAGCUACACUAUGGGGUCCACAAGUGGAUUGGCAAGUGCACAAGCAAAGCAGCCUCUUUUCUCCUUUGGCGUUAUCUCUGAUGUCCAAUAUGCUGAUAUUCCUGACGGUUACUCAUUCCUUGGUAUUCCCCGAUAUUAUCAACAUAGCAUUCAUGUCUUGCAAAGAGCUGUACAAAAAUGGAACAGCCACGGGAAGAUUAAGUUUGUAAUUAACUUUGGUGAUAUUGUUGACGGCAAGUGCCCCCUAGAUGAAUCUAUAAAUGCUGUUAAGAAAGUAACCAGUGAAUUUCAGAAGUUCAAUGGCCCAGUCUAUCACUUGAUCGGUAAUCACUGCCUCUACAACCUUCCCCGUGAAAAAUUACUGCCACUGUUGCAGAUUUCAAGUCCUGAUGGCCAUGCUUACUAUGAUUUUUCACCAAGUCCAGAAUAUAGAAUCGUUAUUCUUGAUGGCUAUGAUAUCAGCACCAUUGGAUGGCCUCAAGAUAAUCCUAAAACAUCACAGGCGUUGGAAUUUCUCAAGAAGAAGAACCCAAAUUCAGAUAAGAACAGCCCAGAGGGAAUGGUUGGCCUGGAGAGGAGGUUCCUCAUGUUCAAUGGAGCUGUUGGGAGAGAACAAAUGGAGUGGUUGGAUAGCAUACUUCAGGAUGCAACAAAGUUAAAGCAGAAAGUGGUCGUUUGCUGCCAUUUGCCUUUAGAUCCUGGUGUAUCGUGUCCAGAAGCACUUCUCUGGAACUAUGAGGAAGUAAUGAAUGUGAUACACCAGUAUAAUUGUGUGAAAGUUUGCUUAUCUGGACAUGAUCACAAAGGCGGGCAUUCAAUUGAUUCCCAUGGGGUACACCAUAGAUCCUUUGAAGCAGCACUGGAAUGUCCUCCUGGUACAGAUGCCUAUGGAUGCAUUGAUGUUUACGACGAUAGGUGGGUGCUUUUUGGUACUGAUAGACUGGAGAGCACUGACAUGCGCUUUGAUCCUUGAGCAAACUUCGGACAGCGCUUACUGAUUCUUUAGCAUUAGCUGUUUGAGUGUAAAUUUAUCUACAGCACAGGCCUCUAAAGUAAAUCUCAUAAGCAUGGAUUAUUUGAGAAGCAUGCGGCACCAUUUUUAACUGGCAAAAGAUGUAUGAAUGGAAUAGCCAUUGGCUCAGAAUCCACAUUGCAAUGCAUAUACGCAUUCAUGGGGUAUCUUGUUGUGUAAAGCUCCAGUACUGCUUGUAUUCAUCCAUUCAAGGCAUCUUUUUGUCGUGCAUGCUCAACAGCGUCUAUGAUCUUUCACAAUAAAAGUGCAUUGUCUUUUAAUUUGGUUCCUUUCGCUUAUCCCCCUAUCAAUCAUAAAGACUUGUUUUCAAUAAAAUGUUAUGUAUUUUUAUAUUUUGUCC